Molecule: messenger RNA, 2018 nt
Organism: Theobroma cacao (cacao)
Lineage: Eukaryota; Viridiplantae; Streptophyta; Magnoliopsida; Malvales; Malvaceae
Product: arginine decarboxylase-like
Biological process (GO): spermidine biosynthetic process; L-arginine catabolic process
Molecular function (GO): arginine decarboxylase activity
Source: RefSeq, a predicted model, not a curated record
AUGGAUUGUUCCCGUUGGUUUCCAUCUUUCUCAUCGCUUCUUUACAAGAUUGAAAAAUGGGGUGCUCCAUACUUCUCAGUGAACUCAUCUGGCAACAUUUCUAUCCGUCCGAAAGGCCUGAACUCCUCAUCGACUCACAAGGAGAUUGAUUUGCUGAAGGUGGUGAAGAAAGUUUCGGACCACAGAUCGUCAGGUGGCCUCGGACUACAACUUCCUCUGAUAAUUCGGCUGUCUGAUGUUUUGAAGAACCGCCUGGAGUCCCUUCAAUCCGCUUUCGAGUCUGCCAUCUGCUCUUGGAACUAUGGGUCUCGUUAUCAAGGUGUUUAUCCUGUGAAAAGUAACCAGAACAGGUUUAUUGUGGAAGAUAUUGUGAGAUUUGGAUUCCCUUUUCGAUUUGGCUUGGAAGUUGGUUCCAAGCCUGAGCUCCUACUGGCAAUGAAUUGUUUAUGUAAAGGACAUCCGGAAGCUCUUUUAAUUUGCAAUGGCUUUAAGGAUAAGGAUUAUAUUUUACUUGCUUUGAUCGCAAGAAAGCUUGCUUUUAACGUAGUGGUUGUUCUUGAGCAAGUGGAAGAGCUAGAUUUAGUUAUUGAUUUAAGUACAAAACUUUGUGUAUCCCCCGUUUUUGGUUUGCGAGCAAAGCUAAGAACAAAGCAUGGUGGUCACUUCGGAUCAACUUCUGGUGAGAGAGGGAAGUUUGGACUAACACCAAGGCAAAUUUUAAGUGUGGUGAAGAAGCUUGAAAAAGCAGGGAUGCUGAAUUGCCUAAUUUUGCUGCAUUUCCAUAUUGGAUCUCAGAUUCCUUCAAUCACAAUGUUAGCAGAUGGCAUAGGUGAGGCCACUCAAAUCUAUUGUGAAUUGGUUCGUCUUGGGGCAUGUUUGCAGUUCAUUGACGUUGGAGGUGGUCUUGGCAUUGAUUAUGAUGGAUCAAAAUCGAGUAACUCUGAUGUUUCAGUUGGUUAUGGGCUCGAAGAGUAUGCUUCAACCGUUGUCCAAGUCAUUCAACAAGUAUGUGAUAGCAAAUCUGUUAAGCAUCCAGUGAUCUGCAGUGAAAGUGGUAGAGCUAUUGUCUCCUACCACUCGAUUGUGAUUUUUGAAGCCAUUUCUUCCAGUGUAUCGGAUUCCCCAGGUCUCAAUCCUGAAGGAUUGCAGCAUUUUGUUGAAGGGUUAACUGAGGAUGCUCGUGCAGACUACUCAAAUUUGUCUGCUGCAGUAAUUAAAGGUGAACAUACCGCCUGUCUGCACUAUGCUAAUAAGCUGAAGCAGUAUUGCUUGGAUCAGUUCAAGGAAGGUUCCCUGAAUAUUGAACAGCUUGCCAUUGUCGAUGAGUUAUAUGAUAUGGUCUCCAAGGCAACAGGUGCUUCUGAACCAAUUCAUACUUACCUAGUGAAUCUUUCAAUCUUCAAUUCUGUACCGGACUUUUGGGCUAUAGGGCAGAUGUACCCUAUAGUUCCGAUUCAUCGCCUCGAUCAAAAGCCAACAGUUAAGGGGAUUUUAUUAGAUCUAACUUGUGAUAGUGAUGGAAAGAUUGAUAGAUUCAUUGGUGGUGAAUCGAGCUUGCCACUGCAUGAUCACAGGGAGUCCAGCGGAGGGCAAUAUUACCUGGGGAUGUUCUUGGGAGGGGCUUAUGAGGAGGCACUUGGUGGAUCUCACAAUUUGCUUGGCAGUCCCAGCGUGGUUCAGGUGUCAUCACAAAGUAGCGAGCCGGAGGGGUUUAUAGUGACAAUGGCUACGCCAGGGCAGUCUUGCAGAGAUGUUCUUCGAACAAUGCAACAUGAGCCCGAGGCUAUCUUCAAGGAGCUUAAGCAACGGAUUAAGGCGCUUGGUCAGGUCAAUGGCACCGCAGAUGGAAUGUUUCAGUCUGUUCUGGCAGGCAUCUUCAGCAACAUGCCUUACCUAACCAGGGGCUCUUCUUGCAGCUGAUCUAGUUAAUUGCUGUCAGUAGCAACUCUUCGAGUUUAUUGUUUUGGCAUGUAUUAACAAGAAUCCCUAUUAUUUUGUGACAAUUUCAGGUGCCUGAA